Molecule: messenger RNA, 318 nt
Organism: Gongylonema pulchrum
Lineage: Eukaryota; Metazoa; Nematoda; Chromadorea; Rhabditida; Gongylonematidae
Source: the annotation of a GenBank genome assembly
AUGAGCCUGCCGCCGUUUUUUGACAAAGCGCCUUCGAUAAUAAAUAAACCGGAUGGGACGGUACUGUUCGAAUGCAUGUGUAACGCAAAUCCAGAGCCAACAGUGAAGUGGUUCUUCAAGGAUAAAGAAUUGGCUGGUGAGCGGUAUGCAACAAAAGUGAAGAAAAUGGUCGGUAAAUGGGCAUGCACGCUGACCAUGAAAAACCCAACACUACAAGAUCAAGGAGUAUAUAAAGUCGUAGCGACGAACAAAAAUGGUACUCACUUUGUGGAGCAGAAUUAUGUGUUAGCAUGCACUGCUGACGAAGUUUUCAAAACU